Molecule: messenger RNA, 1073 nt
Organism: Ruditapes philippinarum (Manila clam)
Lineage: Eukaryota; Metazoa; Mollusca; Bivalvia; Venerida; Veneridae
Product: multidrug resistance-associated protein 1-like
Exons: 8
Coding region: 75-1073 (332 amino acids)
Source: RefSeq, a predicted model, not a curated record
AGAGGUUAAAACUAUAUAUAUUAUAUAACGUUAUUUUGUGUAUAAAUUAGUGGAUUAAAUUAUUAAAUGAAUAAAUGAAUAUGGAACUUAACAACAGUGAGGCUAGAGAUAUACUGUAUCAUUUUUGUGGUGAUGUACCAUUCUGGGAUCGUUCAACACUAGACGUUGCUACUCCAGUAUUUUCGUCAUGUUUUCUAGACACAGUUCUCAUAUGGGGCCCGUGUGCCUUUCUGUGGAUAAUGUCUCCAUUUUUCUUGAUCUACAUGUAUCAUGGGAAACGUCUGACGCCAUUACCAUUGUCAAAAAUAAGCGUCUCAAAGGCUAUAUGCUCGUUUCUUAUACUAUGUACAGUAGUUCUACAGUUGAUUUUUCAAGAACAUGACGGGUAUGCGUGUGACAGCGAAAUAUCUAUCUCCGCUGCGUCGUAUACAGCAACUGCUAUAAAGUUUCUCACAGUCCUAUGGACCGCAUUUCUUCAGCAGAUUCAAAGAUAUAGGGGCAUAAAGACUUCUGGAGUACCAUUUGUAUUUUGGAUGACAUUGAUUGGCUGUGAGACAUUAUCUCUUUAUACGCAUGCGCAAAGACAGGGUACGUGCAGCGAGGACGUUGUGUUUUAUAUUUACUUUAUUCUACUGGUCAUACAGUUCGUUCUUCAUUGUUUUCCAGAACUUUAUUCUACACAGGGAUACCACGAAAUUGAUGAUGACAAUUCUUGUCCGGAUGAAAACGCUUCCGUUCUUGGCCAAAUAUGUUUUGAAUGGCUGACACCGGUGGUCAUAAAAUGCUUUAAGAACCGGUUAAAUCCAGCUGAAUUUUGGAAUCAGACUAGCAGAUUAAAAGCGAAUCAUCUUGGGCCACUUUUGGAGAACGCGUGGAAGGACGAGAUUCAUAGAUGUGAGAGGGAGCAAAAAUUGUUGUACAAGGGAGGUGCAUUAAACAAGUAUGGUACUCAAAGAUCGAAUGGUGGCCGGAAAUACGCGAAUGGAGUGAUAACGGAAGAAACACCGUUGAUUGAAAGUGGGCAGUUUAAUAAGGGAAGGGGUAACAGUGAGCUAGGUAAAAAUAUUAGCUAG